AUGUCAAAUUUUAGCUUCAAUCAGUCAUGGUGCUAUCAUACAGGCACAAAAAGUGUAUCUGGGCAUGCGACCCCCGUAGGAUACCAAAUCUUGCUAGCGUUGUCUAUGCAGAUGUUUGGACUCGGCCUUGCGGGGCUCUCAUACAGAUAUAUAAUAGAGCCACCGCAUAUGAUUUGGCCUUCUACUUUGGCCAAUGCAGCUCUAUUCCAAACGUUGCACAGUGGCGCAAAUCCCAUAGCCGAUGGUUGGAGAAUUUCCCGGUAUCGGUUCUUCUUGUACGUCUUCAUUGGCGGCCUUUGCUGGUACUGGCUUCCUGGAUAUAUAUUCACCGGGCUAAGCACCUUUGCUUUUUAUCUGCUGGGCAGCUCCAAACAACAAAGUAGCCAAAUAGCCUACAACUCUUCUCCCUUAACAAUCCCGUUUUGGGCACAAGCAAAUGUCUUUUCUGGUUGGUUUUGCAUUUAUGCUGUCAUCGCGCCAAUCUUGUACUAUACCAAUACCUGGUAUACUGCCCACCUACCUCUGACCGGCUCUGACGCUUACGACAACACUGGCAAUCUCUAUAACUCAACCCGGAUUCUGAAUGACGAAGAUACGAUUGAUGAUUCCAAAUAUCGGAACUACAGCCCUAUUUUCUUACCCAUCACCUUUGCGCUGAGCUAUGGCGUUGGGUUUGCUGUUCUGAGUUGUCUUUUGACUCACGUGCUCCUCCAUCAUACCAAGGAUAUCCUUGACACCUUCAGAGGUCAAAAUAAGAAGGACAUACAUGUCCGUUUGCUUUCACGCUAUCCUGAUGUUGCAUGGUGGUGGUAUGCGAUCUUGACAGUCAUCGUUGUGGUUGUUGCCAUCAUGGUCCAAUACGUCUGGAACACGGGGCUUCCGUUCUGGGGUCUAUUUAUUACCCUAGCUCUUGCUACUCUCUAUGUGAUUCCGGUCGGAACUGUGUAUGCUGUGGCGAACCUCAAUGCCAAUGUUCUAACUGUUUUGGGAGAAAUUGUGUCGGGCUAUUUACUCAAGGAAAAGCCGCUCGUCCUUCUCAUCUUUAAGUUUUAUGCGUACACUGGUCUUAGUCAAGCAAUGUACUACGGUGCUGACAUGAAGCUUGGUUUGUACAUGAAGAUACCACGACGAACACUGUUUGUCGCUCAGUUAAUUGCCUGUAUCCUCGGUACUUUGACACAGAAUGGUGUUCUUCUGUGGAUGCUUGGGCAUGUCAAGGAUGUAUGCGCAACUGACCAGCCAAAUAAUUUCACCUGCCCUCAAGGUCGAGUCAACUAUAACAGUGCUGUAUUCUGGGGAGCUAUUGGACCCACACGACUUUACAAUAUUGGGCAGAGAUAUUCUGGACUUCUUAAUAUGUUCUGGAUCGGUGCACUACUCCCCAUCAUUACACUCUUUGUUCGAAAGAAGUACCCUAAUAACCGCAUCUUGAAUGCGAUCCAUUGGCCAAUUUUCUUUGCUGGGACAGGAAAUUUACCACCGGCGACUGGCAUCAACUACUCCACGGCUUUUGUAGUCAGCUUGAUCUUCAACAAGAUCAUUAAAGGUCGUCGACCAAAUUGGUGGGCUAAGUACAACUAUGUCCUGUCUGCAGCCCUAGACUCCGGUGUUGCUGUCUCUGCUAUUUUGAUUUUCUUUUCAUUGGUACUUCCUGGCGUUAGCCUUAGCUGGUGGGGGAACAAUGUCAAUGGCGGAACGGUUGAUAGUAAAGGCACCCCGUGGUUAGAGUUGAAGGCGAACGAGACGUUCGGCGAGAGCGCUUGGACAUGA
Aspergillus bombycis is the source of this 1770-nucleotide messenger RNA. It is a transcript of the gene optE, whose product is annotated as small oligopeptide transporter, OPT family. The transcript is spliced from 12 exons. NCBI's taxonomy places the organism in Eukaryota, Fungi, Ascomycota, Eurotiomycetes, Eurotiales, Aspergillaceae. Bases 1 to 1770 code for a protein of 589 amino acids. Gene Ontology annotation, molecular function: oligopeptide transmembrane transporter activity. The record is from RefSeq and is a predicted model, not a curated record. Gene Ontology annotation, biological process: transmembrane transport.